Molecule: messenger RNA, 3110 nt
Organism: Lycium ferocissimum
Lineage: Eukaryota; Viridiplantae; Streptophyta; Magnoliopsida; Solanales; Solanaceae
Product: chromatin assembly factor 1 subunit FAS1
Exons: 12
Coding region: 247-2739 (830 amino acids)
Biological process (GO): nucleosome assembly
Cellular component (GO): nucleus; CAF-1 complex
Source: RefSeq, a predicted model, not a curated record
CCGCAAAUUAUUCCCACCAAUAGGCGGGAAACAAAACUAAACCUCAAAUCUUUUCACAAAUUUUAAAAAAUUCUACCAAAAACCAUUAACACAAACACGCGGCACUUCCUUUCAUUAAUUUCCCCCACUAUUUCUUGUCUCUUCAUUUCUCUCAUUUCUAGGGUUUGUGAUUCAAUCUUCUUCUACAAGUUUCUCGAAACUGUUCUAGAAUCUUCUAGAAGGUUCAUUUUCAGUUGAAUCGAAGCAAUGUCGGAGCCGAUGGUGAUUGAUGAAGUGAAAACGGACGGUUCAGAUCGAACAGUGAAGAAAACGAUGAAGAGAAAGAGAUCUAGUUUAGUAAUAGUGGAAACUCCUGAAGUGAAAAUGGCGAAAAUCCAAGUGUUAAAAGAGGAAAUGAAGGGAUUGUUUGAGUAUUAUAAGGAAUUAAUGGAGAAAAAAGUGAUGGAAAUGGAAAUGGAGAAUAUGAAAGGGUUAGGGUUAGGGUUGAACUGUGUGAUUGCUUGUAUGUUGGAGGAAAGUAAGCUUUCGUUAUCGAAAUUAGUGGAUAUGAUUUAUGAGAAGAUUAGUAGUGAUAAUGAUAGUGAGUUUAGUGGUAAUUGUAGUAAGGUUAGUGUGAAAAGUGCUGUGAUUUUGGUUGGGCAGAGGAUGUUUUACGGAAUGCCGGAUGUUGAUGCUGAUGUAUUGGAAGAUGAAUCUGAGAAUGCUCUUUGGUGUUGGGAGACAAGAGACCUUAAAUUGUUGCCAAAAUCUGUCCGGGCUACUCUGAAGAUUCGCCGGACUUGUCGGAAAAAAAUCCAUGAGAGAAUUACUGCUGUCUCAGCUUUGUUGACUGCACUAGAAAAGGUAGAAACUGAUCCAAACUGCACCCAAGAACAGCUGAAAGCUUCUGAAAAGCUUGCCAAAGUAUUAAAUGAGGCAGAUAUCCGCUUGUUAGUUGCAAGCAUGGAACAGAAAAAUGGUGCUGAAACGGCUGAGAAGUCAGUAAAACGAGAGGAGAAACUUUUGAUCAAGCAGUUAGAGAGAAACAAGCGAGAAGCUGAAAAAGAGAAGAAAAGGAUGGAGCGUGAAGUUCAGAAGGAAAAGUUGAAAAGUGAAAAAGAGCUAAAACGGCUACAAAGUGAAGCAGAGAAAGAGGGAAAGCGGUUUGAGAAAGAAGAAUCUAAACUGAAAAAGCAGAUGAUGAGGGAGCAAGAAGAAGCUGAGAAAGAUCGACGCCGCAGGGAGAAGGAGGAAGCUGAAGUUAAAAGGCAACUUACUUUACAAAAGCAAGCUUCAAUGAUGGAGCGCUUUCUUAAAAGAAGCAAAACUAAUUCUCCUUCCCAGAAUAGCCUGACCGUAGAAGAGCAAGCUUCUGAUUUUGCCCCCAGCAAAUGUGAAAAGAUGGCUGAAUCUGUUACUCUCUCAAUGGACUCAGUCCUUACACAAAAUGAUGACUUUAAUGCUGAUGAUUUGUGGAAGUCACACUUAACUUCAUGGCAUUGCUUAGGUCGUUCAAUUCAUUCAAAAGGAAAAGUUCAUUGGGGAAUCCGUCGAAAGCCCAAGACAAAUGUAGUGAAGGAAAUUAAGCUAACAGCCAGUAGAGGACAAGACGAUGAAGAUAAUUCAGAGAAACUAGUUGAUGGAUGGGCUGAGCCUAACAGCAAUACCAGAUCAUGUAAUGCUGGUGAGGUCAAUGCUAUUCCUUGUCCCCAGAAAGGAUUAAUGAGGAGACAAUUGUUGCAGUUUGAUAAGUGCCACAGGCCUGCAUUUUAUGGUGUUUGGCUGAAGAAAAGCCAAGUUGUUGGAGCACGUCACCCCUUUGCAACGGAUCCAGACUUAGAUUAUGAGGUUGAUAGUGAUGAGGAAUGGGAAGAGGAGGAACCCGGUGAAAGUCUGUCAGAUUGUGAUAAAGAUGAUAAUGAAUGUUUGGAGGAAGAAUGUUCAAGAGAUGAAGAUGAAAGUGAAGAUGGGUUUUUCGUGCCAGAUGGGUAUCUCUCAGAUGAAGAGGGUGUACAAGUUGACAAAGUGGAAUCUCAUGAUGCAGAAGGGUCUAAAAUUUUGUCUAGUUCUGCACAGGAAGUACCGGGUGAAGAGUUUGCUAAGCUGCUUCGGCAGCAGAAAUAUCUUCACAACUUGACUGAACAGGCUCUUAGGAAAAACAAGCCACUUAUUAUAUUGAAUCUUAUGCAUGAGAAAGCUCCCCUGAUAUCGGCUGACGAACUGACUGGAAAUGAGAAAGUCGAACAAAUGUGCCUGGGGGCACUGGCCAUCUGUUCAUUUCCUGGUCAUUCAUCUAUACCGAUAUCCACUUGUAAUGAUGAGGUUGAGGGAGAUUCUGAGGCUUGCCCGUCAGGUAGCAAGUCAAGUUCCCCACAAAUGGCAUCUUCAGCUGCUCUAACGGACUCAGAUUUACAUCAAGUUGUAUCUGUUAUUCAGUCAUGCUCACAUGGUAUAAACAAGGUAGUGGAGUCUUUACAACUUAAAUUCCCAAGUAUUGCGAAGUCCCAACUGAAAAACAAGGUGCGGGAGAUAGCAGAGUUUUUUGAUGGUAGAUGGCAGGUUAGGAAGGAUGUUCUUGUAAAGCUUGGGCUAUCCGUAUCACCUGAAAAAGGUGGCAGGACAAAGAGCAUUGCUGCUUUCUUUUCCAAGAGAUGUUUGCCGCCUUCUGGAAAGACCAUCAAUCUGCAUGAAACUUCCCCACAAGCAUGCCAGAAAACUGCACAUACAAACAUGAAUAAGAAUCUAGACUCCUCUGUUUAAUCUUUUUGGCCCCUUAGUUAAGUCUUCUCUUAUAACCCUUUUCCUAUAUAAUAGAUGCCUGCUUAUGUACACCGGGUUUUGUAACUUUUUGUAUCUGGUCUUGUAAGUUGAAAGCUGUGCAUCAGUUAACUGUCAGUAAUUCCCCUAAAUAUCGCACAGUGCUGAAUGUCCCUCGUAUUUCUAAUGUUGGGAUGGUGCAAAGUUUUUGAACUUCAGAAAAUCAAAUAUCCUUAACAAAGGAAAAUAACUAGAAUGUGUCCAGGUGUAGAGUGCAUCUGGAUGUUCUAUAUGUUUUCUUAAUUGAAUUUGCUGUGUAUAUAACAUGGUUAUGGUUUUCUAUUAGUAAACUUAUAUUACAUGGUUGUGAUUUU